CUGCAGUCCUUGGUGUCAGACAUGAAGUGUGGGUUUGAAGGGGCCAUGCAGGAGCUGGGCCGUAUCCAGAUAGAUGACAAACAGAUCGAGGAGCGGCUGGAUAACAGCAAGAGUGAGUUCAGGCAGCAGGUGCUGGAGCUCAGCGAGAUGUUCCACUCACUCAAGGGUGAUUUUGACUUCAUCCGAGCCCAGCUCCAGCAGACCAAUGAUAGCCAGCAGGCCCUGCAGCAGAAGGUGGACAGUCUGCUGACAGACAGGGACAGCAUCAGGGAUGAGAUUGUCAAGCUCAAGGAGUCCUCCAAUAACCUCAAGAAAAAGGAGCACCUUACUCCGUCCAAGUCUUCGGAGCAUUCUCAUCGUCAUAGUAACCAGCCCAGUGACCCUGACAGUGGAGCAGAGGAUGAGCACGAUGACACCCACCCUGUCUCCCCCCUGCUGCAUCCUUACCUGGCCAGUCUGGCAGCACCAGAUGAUCUGGACAAUGGGGUGGACUCGGACGAUUCCCUGACACGUGCCGCCCAGCGUAGUCUCCGCCUCAGCCUGUCGCUACGGCAACAGUGUCUGGAGGCCGGCAGUGGGGCGUCCAGCGAGGAGGACGAGGAAUCAUUUUUCAUCACAUCAACUAAACGGAUGGAGGUGAGUAAGUCCCUACGAACGCCACCCAAGAAAAACCACAGGAACAACAACAGUGCAGAAGGCUUGCGAGGCAGCAUAACCCAAGACUUUGUGGAGAGUGAGAGUCAGUAUGUGUCGUACCUGGCAGCCCUGCAGGAGAAGGUGGUGGAACCACUGCGCCAGGCUGACCUGGUGUCCAGCAGAGAAAUCAGUGCAAUGUUCCCAGCUGUACUCCAGAGACUGCACAUGAACCACAGCAGUCUGCUGAGGAAGAUGCAGGGGAGGAAGGACAACAGGGCGUGGCAGGGGGUGAUAGGGGACAUCUGUGGGCAGCUAACAGAUCAGAAAAACUUCCUGGACCUGUAUGUGGAGUAUGUGAAAGACUUCCCAGAUGCCAUGACAACACUGAAUCACAACAGGAGACACUCUGGCAGAUUUCGAAAGUUCAUUAAGAACUGCAUGUCGAGGAUGGACAAAGGAGCUGGUGAUGUGGCCUCCAUCCUCCUGGCUCCUGUACAGAGGAUACCACAAUAUGUCAUCUUCUUCCAGAAACUGCUGAAGCACACCAGAAGUGACCACCCUGACCACUACUACCUGCAGAGCUCCCUGGAGAAGCUGCAGAGGUUCCUGGACCAGUACAACAGCUCCAUGGAGACGGCAGCACGGGUGGCAGCAGGGGAGGAGCCGUCCCCCAGCAGGAGUGGUAGCAGCUAUGAUGUCACUUUCAACAGUGGCAGCACUACAACAAGGGACAGUGGGGUGCACUCUGAGGACAAGGGGCCAAGAGUACCUUCUCCCUCGACCACUCGAAGGUUUGCCAAAGCAGCUGCUCGGCAGAGAAGACGUGCAGGCAAGGACAGGGAGGAUGAGCACAGACCCAGGUUUCCUGAGGAGGACAGGAGACAGCACAAACGGGCGCCUUAUGAUGAGUAUGACGAUGAGUACGGCCAGAGGAGAUACAGUAGAGACGAACAGUUUCACAACUACAGAUCCAGCUCUCCCAUCCCUCCACCUAGGACUGUCAGGAACCUUCCGCCCAGACCGAAACCCAGACAUCGCCGUCAGUACGAACACAUGCUGGACCCAGGUGUCCCCAGGUAUGAUAGUGACGAGUCCUACAGGGACCAGUAUAACAACUAUUAUGCACCCUCCGAGGGCAGCAGUCAGGACUACAUCCCCACUCACCAUCGCAGCAUGCCAUGGUUGAUACGGGACAGGGAUGACAUCGAUGAGCCUCCCUUGGACCCUCCUCAGUACCAGCCUUCUCUUCUCACUCAUGCACCGUCCAGAACCAAAAAGUCCUCCAAGGCAGAGUUGAACAAUACAAUGCCUGCCAACAUGGUCUCCGUUACCCGUCCCCACUCAAACCAGACCAGACAUGCCGUCAGUGCCUUCGAUGUUCGCGAUGGAAGGACAGUGAUAAGAAACGCUCCAGAUGGAGUCUCUGAGCCCUCACCUUCUAAACAGCAGCUAGCAAUGGCUCUUGCCAAGAGCUUGACACAAGAAAACGUGCAGCCUGUCCAGCCUAGACAGAGACACAGACAGACUCCUCCCUCCUCUGGUGGAACAAAACGAUCCACUCCUAAUGGAGACGUGUCUGUAAGGUUUUCAUCAGGGAAGAAACGCACACCAGAGGAACCAGUACCUCAGAAACUCACAGGUGUUUGGAGUGAGGAACAGCCCACAGUAGAAAAGAUUCCCAUCCCCAAAGAGAGAAAGGAGAAGAAGAGGAAACCCACUCCUCCAGAGGAAGCUGCUCCUUCUUCUGUAUCUCCGAAGAAGAAGGGUCUAAAGAAGUCCCUUAAAAACAUUUUCUUCAAGAAAAAUAUCAAGGGCCAGAAAGUCCAGGAACUGGACGGCCAUGAUGACAACGUGGCAACCCAGCUGACAUCCUUCAGCGAUGACAUCGUCACCACCCGGCAGUCCCGGACGCCGCCCAGUGUUACACCAGGGAUGACAUUCCAUGAUGAAAACGGAGACCCGUGCAGUGCAGUGUGAAUAGCAAUAAAAGUAGAGGUCCUGUAGUCAGGGCUAUUUUGUAUAUUAUGUAAAGGUAUUGGGCAGCUGUCAGACGAUAAAAGAGAGGGGGUUAUAAAUUGUUUUUUAUUCAAAAGAUGGAUGGUAACCAGAAAAGGGGUAAGCUUGGAGCCUGAUCCCUCUUUUAAAAAUAGAAUAGGGCUAGUAGCAUUGUCAUUGCCAGACAGUUACCUCAGGACAUUCCAUGACAAUAAUCUUAACUAUUGCAGGGCACAUAUCUUCAUUAGAGAGAAAACUUUGUCUUAAGUGGCAGCUGUCAUAAAAAAGCAACUCCCUGCCACCAAAUGCUGAUACAUGUACUUGUAUGUAGUCAAUCCCAUGUAUUAAGAAUAGUACUUCAUAGCUGUUUGAGACUUUGACAUUUCUUUCAUGAAGAAAGUGCCUACAUUGUAUCUAUUAUUUCUGUCCCAUAGCAAGUAGUUUUAAUAUUAUUACAUGUAGUAGCAUUCUUUUGCUUGUAUAAGUACUGCUUUUCAGCAAUACUGGAUCAAAAUAGUAUCUUGUCAUUCCUUCCACCCAGCCCCGCUACAGCCACCUGAAAGAUUUGCUCUGUAGAUUUAUAUUCUCUGGAACAUAUUUCUGUACAGAAAAACAACCGUGAAUGUGCAAUUUUGUACCUCUUGCCUGCAGUAGUGGUUAGUUUAACCAACGUCUCAGAACACAGUUAGGCCACUUCAGUUUAGUUCCAUGUUUAGUUGGUGUUCAUCACUUGCUUUGUGUGCAAUCCUGCACUCUUUCAUAGUUCGUAAGUGUAACUGGGAACAAGCAAUAUUGUGUGACAUUUUGUGUGUACAAAUGUAGUACCAGAAGCCUUGCUUCUAUUUGAUCAACAACUCACACCUGAAUUAUUUGCAAACUGGUAUUGCCAACUGUUGUUGGUUCGUCAUGUGUGUUGGCUUUGAUACAAAAGUUUUAUUUACAUAUGAAAAUAAGGCCCUUUAAGGAAAGAAAGCAAUACCAACAUCUCCCUGAACUUCAUGGUGCAAACUAUGUCUAUGAUAUGUAUACUGUAUAAGAGUCAGACAUCAUGCAGAUGUUCUAAUUUUAAUGUCAUGUUUUUGUAUGUAUACAAACAUGGUGUUCUAAACUAAACUAAUUUAUGAUUUUCCAGAAUGUUUUAGAGUUUGGGCAUAGUCAAACAUUUUCUCCCUUAACUAUGAGCACUAUUUUCAUAUCAAAGUUAUUUUGUACAAAUAUACAAGUGACAAAAUUAAAAAAA
This is a messenger RNA of Branchiostoma floridae (Florida lancelet), 3871 nucleotides long. Its product is annotated as rho guanine nucleotide exchange factor 33-like. The record is from RefSeq and is a predicted model, not a curated record. Gene Ontology annotation, molecular function: guanyl-nucleotide exchange factor activity. Lineage: Eukaryota; Metazoa; Chordata; Leptocardii; Amphioxiformes; Branchiostomatidae.